AUGCGCGGUCGCCUUUGUGUGGGUCGAGCGGCGGCGGCGGCGGCAGCGGCGGCAGUGGCGGUCCCACUGGCAGGCGGGCAAGAAGAGAGUCCGGGCGGCGUCCGGCGUGGGAGCCGCGGGACCACCAUGGUCAAGAAGCGGAAAGGCCGUGUCGUCAUCGACUCGGAUACGGAGGACAGCGGCAGCGACGAGAACCUGGAUCAGGAGCUCUUGUCCCUGGCGAAGCGGAAGCGCAGUGACUCCGAGGAGAAGGAGCCACCCGUGAGCCAGCCUGCAGCCUCGUCAGACUCGGAGACGUCCGACAGUGACGAUGAGUGGACAUUUGGGAGCAAUAAAAAUAAGAAGAAAGGGAAAGCCAGAAAAAUAGAGAAGAAAGGAACCAUGAAGAAGCAAGCCAAUAAAACUGCCUCCUCAGGCAGCUCAGACAAAGACAGUUCAGCUGAGAGCUCGGCGCCUGAGGAAGGUGAAGUGUCAGAUUCUGACAGCAACAGCUCCUCUUCUAGCUCCGACUCAGACUCGUCCUCAGAGGAUGAAGAGUUCCAUGAUGGCUACGGAGAGGACCUCAUGGGAGACGAGGAAGACAGAGCUCGACUAGAACAGAUGACAGAGAAGGAGAGAGAGCAAGAACUGUUCAACCGCAUAGAGAAGCGGGAGGUGUUGAAAAGAAGGUUUGAAAUCAAGAAAAAACUAAAAACGGCCAAAAAAAAAGAAAAGAAAGAAAAAAAGAAAAAGCAAGAAGAGGAGCAGGAAAAGAAAAAGCUGACACAAAUUCAAGAAUCUCAGGUAACAUCCCACAACAAGGAACGACGUUCCAAACGGGAUGAGAAACUAGAUAAGAAGUCUCAAGCCAUGGAGGAGCUGAAAGCAGAGCGAGAGAAACGGAAGAACAGAACAGCUGAGCUCCUCGCCAAAAAACAGCCAUUAAAAACCAGUGAGGUGUACUCUGACGAUGAGGAGGAGGAAGAGGACGACAAAUCCAGUGAAAAGUCAGACCGCUCCUCCCGAACAUCCUCAUCCGACGAAGAAGAAGAGAAAGAAGAGAUCCCUCCAAAAUCACAGCCCGUCUCCCUCCCUGAGGAAUUGAAUCGGGUUCGAUUAUCACGGCAUAAGCUAGAGCGUUGGUGUCACAUGCCCUUCUUUGCAAAAACCGUCACAGGAUGUUUUGUACGGAUCGGCAUUGGAAACCACAACAGCAAACCAGUUUACCGGGUGGCUGAGAUCACAGGUGUGGUGGAAACUGCCAAAGUUUACCAGCUGGGUGGCACCAGGACGAACAAAGGGCUGCAGCUACGGCACGGCAAUGACCAGCGAGUGUUCCGACUAGAGUUUGUCUCAAACCAAGAAUUCACGGAGAGUGAGUUCAUGAAGUGGAAGGAGGCGAUGUUCUCUGCUGGCAUGCAGUUGCCCACUCUAGAUGAAAUUAAUAAGAAGGAGUUGUCUAUUAAAGAAGCUCUCAAUUAUAAAUUCAAUGAUCAAGACAUUGAAGAGAUUGUAAAAGAAAAAGAAAGAUUCAGAAAAGCUCCACCCAACUAUGCGAUGAAGAAGACUCAGCUGCUAAAGGAAAAAGCCAUGGCUGAGGACCUGGGGGAUCAGGACAAGGCCAAGCAAAUCCAAGACCAGCUGAAUGAGCUGGAGGAGCGCGCCGAGGCCCUGGACCGCCAGAGGACCAAGAACAUAUCUGCUAUCAGCUACAUCAACCAGCGGAACCGGGAGUGGAACAUCGUGGAGUCCGAGAAGGCCCUCGUGGCUGAAAGUCAUAACAUGAAAAACCAGCAGAUGGAUCCCUUCACCCGGCGGCAGUGUAAACCCACCAUCGUCUCCAAUUCCAGAGACCCGGCUGUACAAGCUGCCAUCUUAGCCCAGCUCAAUGCGAAAUACGGCUCCGGAGUGCUACCCGAUGCUCCCAAGGAAAUGAGCAAGGGUCAGGGGAAAGACAAGGAUUUGAAUUCUAAGUCAGCCAGUGACCUCUCAGAAGACCUGUUCAAAGUACAUGAUUUUGACGUGAAGAUUGAUCUACAGGUUCCCAGCUCAGAGUCAAAGGCUUUGGCCAUCACCUCCAAGGCCCCGCCAGCCAAGGACGGAGCGCCAAGGAGAUCUCUGAACUUAGAGGACUACAAAAAACGACGGGGGCUUAUUUGAGCGAGCCCAGCCUGCUGCCUCCAACCCUGCAUGCCCCGCCGGUGCCCCGCCCUCCUCGCCUCUUUGCCUUUGGUUUGCCCUCCGUGGGCUGGAGCAGCAGUGGAACUGGGAAGAGACUCGAAACUGCCAGGCAUCUGUAAUAUAAACCAUUCUCUGUAUAGACCUCCCUCGUCUCCACCACCCCUUGGCCCCAUCCAGUGUGGAGCUGGGCUGUCUUGGGUUUUCCAGGUCUUUAGAUUUGUGUUUUGCCGGUUUUGUUUUUCUUUCUUUUUUUUUUUUUUCCUUUUUGGUUUUCUGGUUUUGUUUUUCUUUAACCAGCCUUGUUCAUUGGCCACUCUGCACACGUUCAGUAUUACCGUGGAGCUGGGAUUCUUGCUGGACCCUGGUGGCGGUAGCAGCAGCACGGGACAGUCUCCCUCCAGACUGCCCGGGGCCCAGUCGGCCACUCGGCGCCUGACCCUCUCACGGGCACCGCAGCCCUCCCUCCCUGCCCUCCCCUUCUUUCCCUCUGCGGAAGAGGAGUUUUCAAAACCAGUUUAGUUUCCAAAAAGUGUACAUUUGUGGGGAGGGGUCUAAUUUGAGAGUGAGCGUGUGUGCGUGUGCGUGUGCGUGUGUGUGUGUGUGUGUAAGUGUGUGGAUUUUUUAUCAUUUUUUUUAAAUGCAGUACUCUUUGUAUCAGUCUGUCAUGGGUCUAUAGCUGUUUCAGAUUUUUUUCAGCUGUACUUGAGCAUCUGAAACUGCAAGAAAGAAACUCAUUAAAUGUGACUCUUCUUACUAAACAGGCCUGGCUGCUGUAGCUGUGUGACUCCCUCUCUGCCCCUCCCCCUCCGCCUCCCCCUGCCCCGCGGGCCCUGUCCCGGCAGGCGGGUGGGAGGGAAGCCCGGGGCCGGGCCCGGGAGGGCUCGCUCCUGGCCCGGGGCUUCUUGGUUGGACACCGAGUAUCUCUGGUCCCCACCCAGUGCAGCAGUCUCCUCCUCCCGACCGUUUCCAUGUUUUGGCAAGAAUAACAUGUCGUUUUGUUUUUAAGAUCAUGCAACAUGAAUGUGGAGAGCGAACACAAACAGAUUAGGUUGCAAAUGUCAGCAGCAUGAGCCGAGUGUGCAAAUCCAUGGUAAGCGUAGCGUUGUGCAGGAGGGUGAAGCCGGCAGAGGGGUGUGUGUCGUGGUAAGCUGACUGCUUGAUAAUCAUUCUCAGGUGUAAAGCUCCAAGUGUAAAUAAAAGUGGCAUUUAACAAAUCUUUUCAGAACAAAGUAUGACUGACUAUAUAUACCAAGAACUAAGCUAAAGAAACAGCUGAGAGCUGACUCCACAGGAGAGAGAGGAGGUUCUGCUCUCUACUCCGCUCUGCUUUUGUACAAGGAAGGGGGACGAUGGGAAAUCAUGAGUUCAGUUGUAUUUAAAACAUAAAAAUGAACUUGAUAGCUCUUUCGGGUUAAGUACAGCCUCAGUGUUGCUUUAACUUAGUUUACUUUUUUUUUUUUUUUUUACUUUCAAGGAAGCAGCAAUGGAUGGUUUUUUUAUUGUGACUGUAAAAUUGGUAAUUGCGACUGUAACACAGUUGGGCUGGGCACAGAACUGGUGAUGGACUCAUUAAAAAUCAUAUAUACUUGAAUAGUCCAUUGACCAAAGCUCUUUAUAGACUAUUGUGUAAAUGUGGAAUCACAGACUGUUAAAUAUUGCCGGGUCUCUGCCAGAGUCUUGGGGCUGCUGGAACCUCUCCUAUCAUGUCAAACAAACUUGGACUCCUUAGGCAUAAAGUCAUAGAAUCCAUAUGAUUUGUGGGCGUCAUUCUGACCCACUCUGUAGAUCUGUAUUUAGUAUCAUUUGGAUUUGGAAAAGUGUCGAUUACAUUAUGGCUGUGUAAUAAAAUUUUUAUUAAAACUGCA
Messenger RNA from Perognathus longimembris pacificus (Pacific pocket mouse), 4025 nucleotides. It is a transcript of the gene Rtf1, whose product is annotated as RTF1 homolog, Paf1/RNA polymerase II complex component. The record is from RefSeq and is a predicted model, not a curated record. The transcript is spliced from 18 exons. The coding region runs from base 1 to 2139 and encodes 712 amino acids. Gene Ontology annotation, molecular function: RNA polymerase II C-terminal domain phosphoserine binding; DNA binding. NCBI's taxonomy places the organism in Eukaryota, Metazoa, Chordata, Mammalia, Rodentia, Heteromyidae. Gene Ontology annotation, cellular component: Cdc73/Paf1 complex.